GACACUUGCAAGUUCGUGACAGGCCGAACUAUACGUAAUGUAGAUAAGUGUGGUGCAAGUUCCUAUGCCCAGUUUGGUGACAGCUUUCUCUUUGGUGACAACUUUCAUGAGGCUCCGUUGUUGUAAAGCAGUCUGGUGUCCAUACAAGGAGAGAAGUAUUAUAUUCAGUCGUCAGUGUGUAGAGAGGUUAUUGGCGCCCCCAAGCUGAUAUUCUGCAACGACAAACCGCCCUCAGGCAUUCAGGGAGAUGGCUGAGCAAAACAUAAAUGGGAAUCCUGUGCAAGGAGUGCAAGGAGAUGCUGAGCAGGGCCAGGCGGGAGCGGAAAAACAAGGCAAAGGGAUAGCGCAGGUGGGGAUCGUGUUGGGGGGCGUGGUUAUGGGGCUCCUGAUGGUGGCGUUCGCGCUGCUGUCCUUGGGCCUCACCAUCGCCUUCAUCACUGUGGGCGCCAUCUACCAAGACGAUUGCAAUGUGGAGCCAAUGAUCCCCGUGUGGCUCAUCGUGCAAGGAGUGGUUUCCUUCAUUCUGACUCUUUCGGGGAAAUCGCAGAACUCGAAAACUAACCCGGAGUAUAACCUCGCUAAGAUGUCCUUGACAAUGAUCGUUCAGGUGUUUGCCUUCGGAUGGUUCAUUAUAGGAAACGUGUGGGUGUUCACGGCCUGGGCCAAGAACCCGGACUUCGAGGACUUAACGCAGGCGAACAGCUGUCAAAAGGGACUGUUUUACUUGGCUCUCUACGGCGGCAUCAUCAUCCCUUAUGCCGGUCUCGCUCUCGCACUUACCAUCAUAACCUGUGUCUAUGUUUGUACACUCAUAGCCAAGAACAACUGAACGCAAACUGGUCGAUAAAAGGAAGAAUGUUUGGUGAUAGUGUGUUAUAUGUUAUAACACGUGAAACAUUUUAUAUGCUAUAUAACAUAUAUUACAUAUAUGUAAUUGUCAUAGUUAUUAUUUUUUUAUUAACAUGUAGCAUAUUUAUGACCGUCCCGUAAUUGGGUGGGGGUAGUUUAGGGGGGGGGGGGUUGUCGAAAAUGAGUUCUACCAUUUUCACACGCAUACGAAUGUACAAUAACCUACGCGAAUAUAAACCUCCGCGAAGAAAAACUCGGCAGUGAGUCCAAGGCACUCGCGUGCGGCGUCGGCAAUUUAGCUCUUCUGGAGCUAAAUUAUAACAUUACGUUUUGACAUUACCUACUGAAAUUCGUCAAGGGAGGAGGUGUCUUACAAUAAUAAAUUCCUCCCAAUUUGAAGGUUUUAUGAUGAAAAACAAAUCUAAAAAUCAUCAUACAACUUUUCAUGUGUUUUUCGUUAUAAAUGUGGUAUACAAGAUUCGACUUUGACAUAAAUCUCAUAUAUAUAACUUAAGGGUUUGACAAUAAUGCCUGAGCAGUGGUGAGUCUCUAUCUUGAAAAUUAAACGAACGCGACUUGUAUGAUCAGAUGGGUAUGUCGUCCGCGUGGUCCCCGCGGCCACACGGGGUCUCCCGAGAGUUUUCAUGUUAGCGCCACCCGCUAAGACUUUACGGACAACAACAAUUGUACGUUUUUAUGUUCAUUGGAGCUCCCACAAUCGAGGAACGCAUUAUAGCAAUAAAGCUAUAUUUAAAUAAGUAUAGACGACUGAAAAAUAUAAACACUAAAAAUCCUACAUAAAACAAGCGAACCGCUUGUUACUCUAACCGUUUCUGGUUAUCUCUGCACUUUUGUACAAAUACGCACGCAUGUACACACACACACACACACACACACACACACACACACACACACACACACACACACACACACACACACACACACACA
Penaeus chinensis is the source of this 1797-nucleotide messenger RNA. Its product is annotated as transmembrane protein 272-like. The transcript has 6 exons. The record is from RefSeq and is a predicted model, not a curated record. Bases 248 to 829 code for a protein of 193 amino acids. Lineage: Eukaryota; Metazoa; Arthropoda; Malacostraca; Decapoda; Penaeidae.